Messenger RNA from Ochotona princeps (American pika), 789 nucleotides. RefSeq names its product stromal cell derived factor 2 like 1 (gene SDF2L1). The record is from RefSeq and is a predicted model, not a curated record. The transcript has 3 exons. Lineage: Eukaryota; Metazoa; Chordata; Mammalia; Lagomorpha; Ochotonidae. The coding region runs from base 68 to 760 and encodes 230 amino acids.
GAUUGGGCCGCCGGCGAAGACGGAAGCGGCCGUGGGAGCCUAGCGGCGGCUUCUGCAAGCCGGCACGAUGUGGUGCGCGGGCGGCCGCGCCGGGCUGUCGGGGCCGAAGCUGCUGGGGCUGCGGCUGUGGCCGCUGCUGGGGCUGCUGGUGCUGCUGGGGCUGCCGGGCCGGGGCGCCGCCAAGACGGGCGCGGGCUUCGUGACUUGCGGGUCGGUGCUGAAGCUGUUCAACACGCACCACAGAGUGCGCCUGCACUCGCACGACAUCAAAUACGGAUCCGGCAGUGGCCAGCAGUCGGUGACCGGUGUAGAGGCUUCGGACGACGCCAACAGCUACUGGCGGAUCCGAGGCGGCGCGGACGGCGGCUGCCCACGCGGGGCCCCGGUGCGCUGCGGGCAGGCGGUGCGGCUCACACACGUGCUCACAGGCAAGAACCUGCACACGCACCACUUCCCGUCACCGCUGUCCAACAACCAGGAAGUGAGCGCCUUUGGGGAGGCCGGUGAGGGCGAUGAGCUGGACCUGUGGACCGUGAGGUGCUCUGGAGAGCACUGGGAGCGGGGCUCCGCUGUGCGCUUCCAGCAUGUGGGCACCUCUGUGUUCCUGUCGGUCACCGGCGAGCAGUACGGGAACCCCAUUCGCGGGCAACUCGAGGUGCAUGGCAUGACCAGCGCUAACACACACAACACCUGGAAGGCCAUGGAAGGCAUCUUCAUCAAGCCUGGACCUGAGCCCUCUGGUGGUCACGACGAACUCUGAGCAGCGGUGGGUGGGGUGGGAUGGCUGGC